CCGCCGCGCAGCUGCAGCCCCGCUCCCGCCCGCGGCGCGACGAGACCCCAGCCCGCGCCCGCUGGCAGGCUUCAUCAGCAGUUUCUUGAUGUUUCUGAGUUCCGAGACCCACCCUGAUGGACUACUUGUAACCAGUGCCUAAGACUACAAAAACGUGUGUGAAAGAACCUUUCCUUGAAGAAAGCAUCCAUCUCAAUAUUGUGGAAACUCGGUGCAAGCCUUGCAAGGCAGAAGAACAAUUUUGCUUCUGUUGACGCUUGCGUGUGAUCUCUGCUUCCUAUGCACUCCAGCACCCCUAUCAGUUCUUUGUUCUCCUUCACCAGCCCUGCAGUGAAAAGGCUGCUGGGCUGGAAACAAGGAGAUGAGGAAGAAAAGUGGGCAGAAAAAGCUGUUGAUUCCCUGGUGAAGAAGUUAAAGAAGAAAAAAGGUGCCAUGGAAGAACUGGAAAGGGCUCUGAGCUGCCCAGGUCAGCCCAGUAAAUGUGUCACGAUCCCACGUUCCUUAGAUGGGCGGCUGCAGGUGUCUCACCGCAAGGGGCUUCCCCAUGUCAUAUACUGCAGAGUGUGGCGCUGGCCUGAUUUACAGUCUCACCACGAGCUGAAACCACUGGAAUGUUGUGAGUUCCCAUUUGGGUCAAAGCAGAAAGAAGUGUGUAUUAACCCCUAUCAUUACCGACGGGUGGAAACUCCAGUCCUACCUCCUGUACUUGUUCCAAGACACAGUGAGUUUAACCCUCACCUCAGCCUCCUUGCCAAGUUUCGAAACACUUCUCUACACAGUGAGCCUCUGAUGCCGCACAAUGCUACCUAUCCUGAUUCUUUUCAGCAUCCUCCAUGCACCCCUUUUUCAUCAUCACCCAGCCACAUGUUUUCCCAGUCACCUAACAGCAUCAGCUAUCCCAACUCACCAGGAAGCUCUUCUGGACCAGGAAGUCCCUAUCAGCUCACAGUGGAAACUCCACCCCCACCUUACCACACAAGAGAACCUCCAGGAACCCACAAUGGGCGGUCAAUGGAUGCAAUAGCUGAAAGUCAACUAGUGCUGUCUGUGCCCAAUGGAGGUAAAUCUGCAGAUGGAGAAGCUGAAAACUUUCGGCCUGUUUGCUAUGAGGAACCCCAACACUGGUGCUCAGUUGCCUACUAUGAACUCAAUAACCGGGUAGGGGAGACUUUCCAGGCUUCCUCACGAAGUAUUCUUAUAGAUGGAUUUACAGAUCCCUCAAAUAACAAAAACAGGUUCUGCCUGGGACUGCUCUCAAAUGUAAACCGCAACUCUACUAUAGAAAACACCAGGAGACACAUAGGAAAAGGUGUUCAUCUUUACUAUGUUGGUGGGGAAGUUUAUGCUGAAUGUGUCAGUGACAGCAGUAUUUUUGUGCAAAGCCGCAACUGUAACUACCAGCACGGUUUCCACCCAGCCACUGUCUGCAAGAUCCCCAGUGGCUGCAGCCUCAAGAUCUUCAACAACCAGCUCUUUGCCCAGCUGCUUGCCCAGUCAGUCAAUCAUGGUUUUGAAGUGGUGUAUGAGCUGACCAAGAUGUGUACUAUUCGAAUGAGCUUUGUUAAAGGCUGGGGAGCAGAGUAUCAUCGACAAGAUGUUACAAGCACACCCUGCUGGAUUGAGAUCCACCUGCAUGGACCACUGCAAUGGCUGGAUAAGGUGCUGACUCAGAUGGGCUCACCUCAUAACCCCAUCUCUUCAGUCUCUUAAGAAUCAUCUCUAGAAUUCUCUUAGGAUGGAUGCUAUUGCAGGCAGUGGCUUAUAGGAUUUCCAGUGAACAGAAGUUUCUCUGUGUAGAUUUAUGUAGAUGUAAAUAUAUCUGUACACAGUCCAGUCUACUCUUUUUUUUUUU
Messenger RNA from Dryobates pubescens (Downy woodpecker), 1852 nucleotides. RefSeq names its product SMAD family member 9 (gene SMAD9). The record is from RefSeq and is a predicted model, not a curated record. Gene Ontology annotation, cellular component: heteromeric SMAD protein complex. Gene Ontology annotation, molecular function: RNA polymerase II cis-regulatory region sequence-specific DNA binding; DNA-binding transcription factor activity, RNA polymerase II-specific; I-SMAD binding. Lineage: Eukaryota; Metazoa; Chordata; Aves; Piciformes; Picidae. Gene Ontology annotation, biological process: SMAD protein signal transduction; regulation of transcription by RNA polymerase II; transforming growth factor beta receptor signaling pathway. The coding region runs from base 280 to 1710 and encodes 476 amino acids. The transcript has 7 exons.